Molecule: messenger RNA, 2711 nt
Organism: Notodromas monacha
Lineage: Eukaryota; Metazoa; Arthropoda; Ostracoda; Podocopida; Cyprididae
Source: the annotation of a GenBank genome assembly
UUUUACUCUUAUUUUCUUGAGAUUGGAGUGAAAUUAGUUGUAGUGAGGCUAAAAUGCCUACUCCAUUUUUGGGGCGUUUGUUGGACUCGUACCGCAAGAAACUAGUGCAUUUCGCAUUCACGUUCAAGGAUGUGUUCUACCGUGGAGCUGUUAUCGUGUUCUUGGCCACCGUCAUGGUCUGGAUGAGUGUGUUCAUGUACGGCGUGUUCUAUUACGUGUACAUGCCAGAUGUCUCGCACAUGAGGCCCGUCGACUUCAAAUUCAAGCCGUGUGGUGAAAAACCUGGGCUGUGCACUUACCCAUCUGCAUACGUGGAGCUUACCCGAAGAUUUUCGGACCAAUUACUUGCAAGGGGGCAGCCGUACAGAGUAGUUCUUUCUCUUGAUGUUCCAGAGUCGCACGUGAAUCAAAAUUUAGGAAUGUUUAUGGUACAUAUAUCCAUGUUGAACAAAGCGGGUGAAGCUGUGGUGAAAAGUGACCGGUCGGCCAUGUUGCGUUACAGGUCGGGUUUGCUCAGGGCGAUUUACACGUUUUGUUACGCGCCUAUGCUCGUAACUGGAUCUUGGGAGGAGAAACAAACGGUGGACAUUGAACUCGUGCCAAACUUCAACGAGAAUGCGCAUGAUCCAACGGUUGCAGCUUACAUUGAGCUGCAAACUCGGUUCAUCGAAAUUUAUUCGGCAAGUUUGCACAUACACGCGCAUUUCCACGGGUUGCGGUUCUUGAUGUACCAUUACCCCGUGCUUUCUGCGGUGUGUGGUGUGUCGAUGAACAUGGCUUUCCUGCUGCUUUUGGCGGCGUUUUCUUGGCAUCACUGGUUCCUCACACCGUUUUUCCAUCAGCAAAGCGUCGUUCGGAUUGGGUUUGAUGACGAAGUAUUUGCCAGAAAACCCUCGACCAGCUUGGAUGCCCGGAGAGCCGAGCUGAAGGAGAAACUCGAGCAGAGAAGACUACAAGCUCAACUUUCAAUGUCUGGAGAUAUUGAAAGAAUUGGGAUGAGUGGGCGAAGAACGCAAAGCUUCUCAGGAAGUGCCAUUGAUACCGUAUCUGAGGAAAUUCCUUGGACAGCUGUUCGGAAAGGUGUCUCGAAAGAAGAUCUCAGUGUUGAUGACCGAAUUGCAGAUGCAAAUUUACCUGCUACUGUCAUUCCGGAUUCUACGAAUGAGAUUCUGGAAACCUCUGACGAGAGUCCGGAAAAGGACAAAGAAGCGUAUGUCUGUGAGCCCGAAGAUAACGCUGAUCCGCUAUUCCCUCGAAAGCGUCGAGUUUUUGCUUCUGCCGCAGACUCUUGAUCCAGCGGAAACGGAUUUAGUUCAUGGAAUGGGAUACCAAAAUUGAGCAAAAUUUGGGAUUAUUAUUAUUAUCUUUUUUAUACGCAGCGACUGUUUCCUGAUGGGCGGACGGAAAAGGUUGAAAACGAUCUCGAAAGCUGACUUCACGAGUAGCCCCGCUGGUGAAAUGCUGUGUCCGUUUACAUUGUUCGUGAUGAUUGAUGGGUGGGACUGCUGCAACAAAGCGAUUACGCUAAGGCUUUGUUUAAAUAUUUUUGUGCGGGGAUUUCGGAAGAAGUGUUCAGAAAAUUCGGAGCGAUUUAGAUUUCCUAACCGAUUCUGACAUUCUAACUUGUCUUCGUUGUCGUAUGCUGUAUUUUCAUUCCGAAAUCGAGGUCGAUUCUUUUCGAAUGCCUACAAUUUGUUAUCAGGAAUGAAGCUUGCCGAAUUUGUGGCGCGCAUAAAAUUGCGGACUUACGUUCCAGUGAGUAACAGGGUCGUCCAGUCCUCAUUGUGCCAUGUACCGUGUUUCCCCGGAAAUGAGGCAGGUCUCUUAUUUCUAUUUUGCUUUUGAAGGCUGUUAUCGUUUUAGUGAUCAGAGUAUGUUGAAUUUUUUCAUCACGUGAUUCUAGGAAGUAUAUAAUUAAUUCCUCAGAAGUACGAAACUGAUGGCAGAAUUUUGUUACUUCGUAUGGGGAUUCACAGUAUAUAUGCAUUCAAAAAUUUUGAUGUCCUGUAAUUGGACUAUUAUUUUCUGGUCUACCGUCGAUAGAAAAAAUUGAAGUUUGCUGCACGAGAAAGGAAUUGGAGUAAAAUUAUUUUUGCGAUAAGAAGUGAGAUUACACUUUUUUCAUGAAAUCGGUGAAUCAUAAUUUGAUCAUUGCAUUGUGUCGAAUUGAAUUUAUUGAUAUGAUCAUUGAGAUCUUAUUUUGGUUGUUGGAUUCACGUUAGGAGUGGUGCUAGGGCUAUUUUUCAGGCCAUAUUUUUGGGGAAGUGCGGUAAUCGAAAAGAAGUAUUUUUGUAAUGAGGGCACUUUUUUUUUUCUCGUGGCAGUUGCAUUUUUAUUCAUUUGAUCAUCUUUCGCAGUAAACGCAGCUUUCUCCAAGAAAAUACAUUUUGUGGAGUAUUUUCAGAGGAUUCUUUUUCGAAGUUGGGUCGGUUCUCUAUGUACUAUGUACACGCGUUUUUUUCUUUUGCCGCCUCAAGACGGGACCUCUGCAGUUAGUGACCUUGUGGGUCAAAUCCCUAGCGAUUAUAGUGAGACUUGAAAUUCCGUUUGGCGGGGAAAGUAGUUUUUUGUGAAGAUUGGGGGAAAAAAGCUAGUCCUGCCUUUUGUGUGGUUUUUGUAAAUGUCUUAUAAGAACUGCACUCGAAAAACUUGUCGCUUUUCUUUUUCUUCAUUUUGUUUACGUAGGAUCUACAAUUUUUCGAAGGAGGCUC